GCAGUAAAUCUCCCGCCGAAAUAGUCAGUUAUAGCGUGGCGUAGAUGAUGGUUGGUCGUGCCCUUUGAAGAAGACCUUGUGAUUUAUCGGUCUAAUGAACUGAAGAACUUCUCAAGAUAAUCCAUUAUCAUCGUUUAAACAUUUUGGUAUGUAAAUAUGGAUCAAGAUAAUAAUUUCGUGACAUGUUCUAUUAUAAUAGAAUGGACCAACGCGCAAGGCUCGAUACAAAAGAAAGUCAAUCACCGAUCGGCAAGUUUACGCUUGAUCCGAAAUAAUUUCCGCGAAAUGUUUGUUGAAGUACGGGCAGAGAAGGGGAACGGAUUGACGAAACUCCCGUUAAAAUCUAUAUCUGUUUUUAACAAAUUCAUGUCCCAAGGGAAAGCUUCUAUUAAAUUUAAAGAAGAUAACUGUACCUUAUUUUUAUCGAAUGCGCCACCGGCGCAACUAAUCAACUUUUUGAAAACGUUAUACAUUAAGAUCACGAAUCAUUCCGAUCAACCGGCGAAAAAUCUGUUGAAAGAGAAAUUACUUUCGAAUAAAUCACUGGGAGGGCUUCAGGAAAUCAGUCCUGCGACUAGUACCGAAAUAAAUAAGGCCAAAGAAAAGGCCAUCAGUGUGUCCCGAGCAACGAUCACCACACCGUCCCCUGGCACCGUGAAAAAAAGAAAACGUGUAGAUGAAAAUGUACUGAAAUCCGUUACUUCAAAGAAACUUUACGAAAAUCCAACUACCGGACAAAUUACGGAGGAACAAACCAGAAUUUUAGACGCCGUACUUAGUGGGAAGAAUCUGUUUUUUACUGGCAGUGCGGGAACCGGAAAAUCGUUUUUGUUGAAGAAGAUUAUUGCGGCGUUACCUCCCGAUGUUACAAUGGCAACGGCAAGUACAGGAGUGGCUGCUUGUCAUAUAGGAGGAAUUACUUUACACCAGUUUGCUGGAAUUGGACUGGGAACUGCAAAUUUAGAGAGAUGCUUUCAAAUGGCUUCUCGAAAUUGCCUAACUUUAUGGAGGAAAACAAAACAUUUGAUUAUCGACGAAAUUUCCAUGGUGGAUGCCGAUUAUUUUGAUAAGAUUGAAGCUGUUGCUAGACAUAUUCGUAGAAAUGAAAGACCAUUUGGUGGAAUACAGUUAAUCUUGUGUGGAGAUUUUUUUCAAUUACCUCCUGUAGCUAGCAGAGAUAAGAAAGCAAAAUUUUGUUUUCAAAGCAGUGGAUGGGAAAAAUGUGUACACUUUAAUUUUGAAUUACAAACAGUUCAUAGGCAAAAGGAUCCAGAGUUUAUCAAAAUCUUAAACAAUAUAAGAAUAGGUAGAGUUACAGAUAACAUUGCAGAAACUCUUAAAGCAACAGCCAAACAAAAAAUAGAGAACGAUGGAAUUUUAGCAACAAGACUCUGUUCUCAUGUGAAAGAAGCUGAAGAAAUUAAUGAAUUUCAAUUAAAUGAAUUAAAGAGUGAAUCCAAAACGUAUGUAGCUCAGGACUCUGAUGACUCUAUGACAUCUGUAUUAAAUCAACAAUUAACUGUUCCCGGCAAACUUGUAUUAAAAGUAGGUGCUCAGGUAAUGCUGUUGAAAAAUAUAAAUGUAUCUGAUGGUCUAGUAAAUGGAGCAAGAGGUGUAGUAAUUAAGUUUAUAGACAAUGUACCGGUAGUUCAAUUUAAGUCAGGUGUUCAAUAUCAUGCGAAGUUAGAGAAAUGGAAUGUAAGAACAAACACAGGUCUCAUUGUUCAGAGAAAACAAGUCCCUCUGAAAUUAGCCUGGGCCUUUUCUAUUCAUAAAAGUCAAGGAUUGACUUUAGAUUGCGUUGAAAUGUGUCUAGCGAGAGUUUUUGAUGCUGGUCAAUCAUACGUAGCAUUGUCUAGGGCACAAAGUUUACAAUCCUUGAGAGUUUUAGACUUUAAUAGUCAACAGGUAUGGGCCCAUUCGGAUGUACUUAUAUUCUACAAGAAAUUUAGAAGAAAUUUACAAGAGAUAGAAAUGAUUCCCCUAGGGAAGAAACCAAGAAACCGAUAACACACUGAUGCACAAAAAACAGUAUACAAUUAGAACUUAAAAGUGUUGCUAUAAAAGAAUUAUGUAGAGCAUUAUAUUUUAGACAUAUAUAAAUAUAUUUAUUUACAUGACGUAGAUAUAUAUCGAAAAAGAGAAACUUCUUUCGUAAUCUGUUUAAAAAAUUAAAGUUAAAAGUUGUUAAAUUUUUACGUAUACGAUUAUCAUAACAAAAUCUAGACACUUGAUUACAACAAGGCAUAGGUACAUUUAUUUUUCGCUUUUUUACAAAUAUUACAAAUCGCCGCGAUUGCUUACCGUACGCAUGCUAACAAUCGUCAACAGUUAUUUCUAUUGACGGUAUGUAACGCCACGUAUGUCCGGCAUUUAUUAACUCGGAACAAAGUAUCGGUGUAUUUGGAGCUGAAUCUAUACUACUGCAUUGAAUAUCUAUUUUGUACUGUCCGGCUGUAAAGAACACUACGCGACAUUCAUGAUAAACUCUUCCAUAUUCCUGCAACUAAAAAACAACUCGUAUAUUACAAAAAAAUAGAACAUUUACCAUAAUACAUAUUCAAUGGAGAAAGUAACUCACAGCUGGAAGCAUAACUUUGUUCGCGCCAGCGAUGGAUAGCCUCGUCUCUAGCUGAUAAUUAUUCACCCCGUUAUGAUGAUCUUGAUAAAAGUUUAUAGAUAAUAUAAGGUCGCUCAGAGGGUGCUCUAGAGCAUUGCAUAUCCCUAUGCCGACAUUAACGCAUUCACCCAAACUACACGUGAGUUCAUCCUGUGCUUUUACGACUGCAUCAUUUAUUUUUAUUUCUAAAAGUCAUGCGUUGUAAGCGUUAAUCUAAUUUAAUAACAAACCAGUAUUCAAAGACAUACCCCACUGUAAAGGACUCAUCCUAACGAGAUCUAACAUGUCUUGAGUAAGUGUAAUCCCAGAUAGGGACGCCUUUCCGACCGAUUCUGUACCCAACAGUUGCCACCGUAAGUCGACCAACGAGGCAAUAUGUUCGGAACACACUUUUUGUAAUUCUCCAACAUCUCCGGCCCCGUUUAACUGUGAUUAUAAAAUAAAAACAUAGAACCAUAUAAACUUAAACUACCAAACGCAGAAAAAAUAUUUAUUACCAUGGACAAUUUAUUUAAUGGACAACGAUCAACUGGCACGGGAAUUCUACACGGCUCUUUGCCCUCCAUAUAUAUACAUUUCGUUUGCGUGUAGUAUAAUUCCAUUUCGUGGUUGGUCAUAUUUAUUAAGUCUAAUACGAGGUAAAAUUGCGACGGCCUGAAAACAUAUUUUAUAAACCUCCGCGUGCUUGAAACGUUACUUCGACGUUAUCACUUACGUUUCUGCUGGAAGCACGUCCCAAUUUGUAAUUUGCACGCUAGGUAACAUUUCUAUGGUUACAAAGACUGAUGAAGUGCGACAAUAACCAGCUGUUAGACCGGCGCCGCCGGAAUACUUUAUUUUCAACUGACCCUCGAUAACGUUCGAAGCGUGUAACGGCACAGCGAGUUUCGAUAAACGAGAACUUGCCAAAGAGGAAUGACCAGAAUGAGAACUGAAUCCUGAUCUGAACGAGGAAGUUAACUCUGAUUGUCUUUUCGUAUGCGACGGAGAACUUAAUCUAGAUGGUAAAGAGCUAUGUCCGGAAUGAGACAUUAAACUGCUCGGUUGACUGAGAUAUGUACUGCUAGUAAUAUCUAAAGGAUAUACACACAUACAU
This is a messenger RNA of Nomia melanderi (Alkali bee), 3716 nucleotides long. RefSeq names its product Pif1 DNA helicase (gene Pif1). Gene Ontology annotation, biological process: DNA repair; telomere maintenance. Gene Ontology annotation, molecular function: DNA helicase activity. NCBI's taxonomy places the organism in Eukaryota, Metazoa, Arthropoda, Insecta, Hymenoptera, Halictidae. The record is from RefSeq and is a predicted model, not a curated record.